Molecule: messenger RNA, 687 nt
Organism: Cannabis sativa
Lineage: Eukaryota; Viridiplantae; Streptophyta; Magnoliopsida; Rosales; Cannabaceae
Exons: 2
Coding region: 1-687 (228 amino acids)
Source: RefSeq, a predicted model, not a curated record
AUGAGAUGCGUACGAGAGCCAAUUCUUCUGACCUCCACUGUCAAUCAAGUGGACAAUGCUCUUCGGAAUCCUGCUCCUCCAGCAUCUCAAAACUCUGCAGACCUUCCUCCUCGAGUCCCUGUUCCAGCUGCUUCAAAUCACCAUGUUCAUGGAGAUCGACCGGCCUAUGAGGAUGUACAAAGCCCCUACUACCUCAGCACCGCAGAUCACCCUGGACUAGCACUUGUUACUCCGGUCUUGACAUAUAGGAACUUUCAACCAUGGACUCGAGAUUUCAAGCUUUCCAUAGGUGCACGUAACAAAUCAUCUUUUCUUGAUGGUACGCUUCCCAAACCUUCUCUAAAUGAUCCUCUAUACAGUUCUUGGAUUGGUUAUAAUCAAAUGGUCCAAUCUUGGAUCCUUCACUCGGUUUCACCUGAGAUAAAGAGCAGUAUCAUGUAUCUUGAUACUGCUACAGACAUGUGGACUGAACUUAACAAUAGGUUCAAUCAAGGUAAUGGUCCACGAAUUUUCGAACUUAAUGAAAAUCUCACCUUUCUUCAUCAAGGUGAUGAUUCUGUCAGUACAUAUUUUACUAAACUGACUUCUAUUUGGGAUGGGAUCACUCAACUUCGCCCAAAAAUACCAUGCACAUGUGUUGCUACUGCCAAAAAUCAAGAAUACCAUAACCAUGAUCAGGUGGUAUAG